Molecule: messenger RNA, 1176 nt
Organism: Olea europaea var. sylvestris
Lineage: Eukaryota; Viridiplantae; Streptophyta; Magnoliopsida; Lamiales; Oleaceae
Product: serine hydroxymethyltransferase 4-like
Exons: 5
Coding region: 1-987 (328 amino acids)
Biological process (GO): tetrahydrofolate interconversion; folic acid metabolic process; L-serine catabolic process
Cellular component (GO): cytoplasm
Molecular function (GO): pyridoxal phosphate binding; cobalt ion binding; zinc ion binding
Source: RefSeq, a predicted model, not a curated record
AUGAUUUCGCAGCUUGACAUUUUCGCCGUGCAUCCCGCAUUGGCAACGUCUAGUCUCCGCCAAUGCGCCCCUUUUAGAACAGUGGAUAAGAGAGAGAAACGAUUUCGCAUGAAUGGAUCAAUUCGACGUUUUAAGGGGAGUGCUUAUCCUAGAGAUUGGGAUUAUAAGAGGUUCAGGGAAAUUGCUGAUAAGUGUGGAGCGCUUCUUCUUUGUGACAUGGCUCACAUCAGUGGGCUUGUUGCUGCUCAGGAAGCAGCAGAUCCAUUUGAGUAUUGUGACAUAGUUACAACUACCACUCACAAGAGCCUUCGGGGCCCUAGGGCUGGUAUGAUCUUCUACAGGAAGGGUCCAAAGCCUCCCAAGAAGGGCCAGCCUGAGGAUGCAGUUUAUGACUUUGAGGACAAGAUCAACUUUGCAGUUUUCCCGUCUCUGCAGGGUGGUCCUCACAACCACCAGAUUGGUGCUCUUGCUGUGGCAUUGAAACAGGCUAUGUCACCUGGAUUUAAGGCCUAUGCUAAGCAAGUCAGGGCCAAUGCAGUUGCCCUUGGAAAUUAUCUAAUGACCAAAGGAUACAAGCUUGUCACUGGUGGAACUGAAAACCACCUUGUUCUGUGGGAUCUUCGCCCCCUUGGAUUGACAGGGAACAAGGUAGAGAAGCUUUGUGACCUAUGCAACAUUACCGUUAACAAAAAUGCCGUGUUCGGUGACAGCAGUGCAUUGGCUCCGGGAGGGGUUCGCAUUGGUGCUCCUGCCAUGACAUCAAGAGGAUUGGUUGAGAAAGACUUCGAGCAAAUUGCUGAGUUCCUCCACAGGGCUGUGACCAUAACUUUGAAUAUCCAGAAGGAGCACGGGAAGCUUUUGAAGGACUUCAACAAAGGUUUAGUGAACAACAAAGAUAUCGAGGAACUCAAGGCUGAUGUCGAGAAGUUUUCUGGCUCUUUUGACAUGCCGGGAUUCCUGAUGUCUGAGAUGAAGUACAAAGACUAAGAUGGUUCUUGCAUUGAAGAAUUUGUUAUUACUAGUACUUUUCUGGUGAUUUGAUUUGAUUAAAUCAUAAAAUUUCCCGCAAAAAGAUUAUAGAACUUUUGCUUGGAAGGGGAAAUAAUUUCCGCAUUUUCAAUCAGUUCUUUUGUUACUUUACUGUGUUGAAAUACAUUUCUUUUUUUACCUUUUGUU